Malassezia pachydermatis is the source of this 1437-nucleotide messenger RNA. RefSeq lists its product as hypothetical. The record is from RefSeq and is a predicted model, not a curated record. The transcript has a single exon. Bases 1 to 1437 code for a protein of 478 amino acids. Lineage: Eukaryota; Fungi; Basidiomycota; Malasseziomycetes; Malasseziales; Malasseziaceae.
AUGCCAUCCGUGUUUGAAGGCCUGUUGUACGUGCUGGCACUUUACUGGGCCUAUAUAUUUUACCAACGAUGGUCUAUUCAUCGUCGGACAAAGCAGUUUGUGCUGGAACAGCGCCGUAAGGCCGGUAUUCCUGACACGGAUCAUCGCCCUAUGGCCAUUGCAGCUGCUGACGCGGCAGCACGUCGUAAGAAGGACUUUGAAAAGCAGCUGCAGGAAACGGACGAUGUAUUCGGUACGGCGCAGGUGAAGACGAGAAAGUCUGCACAAGCACCUAAGGCUGCACAGUCUGUGUUUCGACCGCGCCCUGUGCCCAUGGUGGCACAGCCUGUACGACGUGAGCCUGUGAAGGAGCUAGAAACGUUUUAUGGCCCUGCAUCCUCCAAGCGUAUGGUGCCACCGCGCUCUGCUGCCCCCACACGAAAGCGUGAGGCGGAUGAGAUCUCGGAGGCGGAUACCCACGCAGGUACUGCGUCGUCUCGUGCACGCCGUGUACGUCGAAAAGUAUCUGUGGAAGACGUGUCACGUACGCAGCAGGAGGACGAUGUGUCGAUGGACGAAGAUGAGCUCUCUACCGAUGAUGCAGAGUCGAUGGAGGAGGACGAUGUGAGUGUAGAUGAGCCGGCUAGUGCGGCCAAGAAGCGCCCUGCUGACACGUCGGAGGAUCAUGUGCCUGGUGAUGAGUGGCAAGACGCCAAUGGCUUGCGUUGGCGCAUCGGGGAGGAUGGUGUGCCGCGCCGUGCUGUUAUGGUGGUCGAAAUGAAGCCGAAGUACCAUAUGCCUCGCGAUACACAGCACCCGGAUGCGCGUGUACGCGUGCCGACCUAUGUGGAAAAGUUCUUGUCGCAUGACGAGUACGAAGACGCCAAGCGAAAGAACCAGCUGCGCUGGCAGCAUGAGUCGAAGCAAGUGCCUGGAUCGCCUGUGAGUUUUCAGAGCGAUGAUACCAUUGAAGACAGCCUCGCUAGCCUGAGAGCACGACGCCAUCGUGGCGAUCAUCACUCACGGCACUCGCGCGAUCUGCUCUUCAGCGAUGUGGCGCACAGUGGUGUGCUUUCGCGAUCUCGUGCAUCGUCAGUGAUCGGCGAUGAUUCUGUAUCGAACAUGUCUAUGAGCGAAUGGAGUGCCGACGAUAGCGCCUCCUCGCUCACCUCAUUGCAAGGCGAUGGGAAGAGUGCGUCAGGCCGCCUUCGCCUCGCGCGCUCCACGGCAUCGCCUCAUAUGCGCAGUGCAUCACCAGCACGUUCGGGGCCGUUGCUGAGUGCUAGGUAUGCGCGUCUGCAAGCUGCCUCGCCUUCUGCGUCCUCGCUCUCCCCGGCGCGAGUCGCUUUGGACCAAGCCACGAAACGGAAGCGGGAAGAACGUCUCAUGGCCAAGAUCCGCUCGCAACGUAUGGCCAGUACAACUUCUCCGUCACAGACGAAGAAAGAGGGCCCAUAA